AGAUGCGUUGCAGACACGUCGAUCUUAGGCAAAUGAUGCAUCUUUUUUACAUGUCAAUUCAGGAUCCAUUUCAAGUAUUGUACUUCCGCGAUUAAAUUUCCCCAGAAGCAGGGCUGAGUGUUUCACUAUCUAAGGCAUUUACUUCACUUGCAAGAUUGAACGGCUUGCUGUUCUUGAUGUAACACAGUAAUGUUCGCGAUCCAAUAUGGCUGUCAUUCGGCAAGUCUGCAGGGUUGUAGUCCUGGUGGCCUUCUGUGCCCCCGUCUUUGCCAAAGUCACUGCUGAAGACUUGCCAUCUUGUGCUAUCAACUGCUUUCGAACCUCGCCACCCAGUAAUGCAAGCUCGCAGUCCUGCAGACUCACAAACUCGGAUUUCGAGGCAACGUUCUCGCCAUGUUUCUAUGAGGAAUGCUCAAUAAAAGAUGCUUUGACAGCGCUCAACAAAACAUCAAUACUCUGCGAAAUACCCGAACGCGAUAUCUCCUGGGCGAUCCGUGGUUUCGUUAUUGCUUCUACCAUAGUUGCCUCGGUCGUCAUCGGUUUAAGAGUGCUUUUGAAGUAUCGAGGUCUGGCAGGAGGCAUCGGAUGGGAUGACUCGACUAUUGUGAUUGCUGUGAUCUUGACCAUGGACGCAGCUGUUGGGCAAUUCCUUGCGGCAUGGUAUGGUAUGGGCAAGGACCAAUGGAAGGUGCCAGUCGAGGAUGUGUCAACAGUGUAUAAAUGUUUCUUCAUCGCCGCCGUCGGUUACAAGCUUGGUAAUGCUGCCACGCGCAUCUCAAUCCUUUGUUUCUACCUACGCGUCUUCGGCACCACAAGCGCAUGUAGACCUAUCAUUACUUUCAUCGUCAUCAAUGCAGUUAUUGGCGUUACUUUCGCCAUUGCGGAUACUCUCCAAUGUCAGCCUGUGGCCAGCUUCUGGGACGGGUGGGACGGCGAGCUCUCUGGCAAGUGUGAUAGCCUAAGUGCCAUCUCCUGGGCACACUCGAUACUGAACAUCGUCCUAGACGUUGCGACCCUCGCCAUUGCAUUCUGGAUGGUGAAUAAGCUGAAUAUGCGUUGGAGGAAGAAGGCCGCAGUUAUCGGGAUGUUCUUGCUGGGAUCCGCGAUCACGCUGGUCUCAUUCCUCAGACUUAUGUCUCUGUCACAACUCUCCAACGCCCGGAAUCGAACAUGGAAUCUCGCACCCGUGGCGUACUGGUCGGCAGUCGAGAUGUUCUUUGGCCUGGUGUGUGCCUGCCUCCCUGCUCUCAAUGCGCUCAUAGCUAUAUGUUGCGACAAAAGAGAUAAAAUACAGACUGCAGAUUCAGGAACAGGUGUAUACGAAAGACAUGCAUCCGAUCAGCGCCCAGGUAGAACGAAGACAUCGGAUCUUACAGCUACCUCUUCGAGGAAUGGGGAUUUAGAGUGCGACUCUGAAAUUCGUGACGGAAAUAGCAUAAUACAGUUAGUCGUGCUUCCGCCGACGAAGGAGGAUGAUACACGAAUGGAGAGUUAUCCUCAACCCAUGGGAUGCUAAAGAUAUUCGGACGGGAACGGAUAGACAUAAAUUACGAAAUAAAGACUGCACUAGACGGGUCAAAAUGUAACCUCGCUGCCAUGGUAGUAUCUGAGCCAUUGUUCUGGCCAGCUAAUUUUCUGGUUCCCUG
This is a messenger RNA of Truncatella angustata, 1646 nucleotides long. RefSeq lists its product as uncharacterized. Bases 206 to 1516 code for a protein of 436 amino acids. NCBI's taxonomy places the organism in Eukaryota, Fungi, Ascomycota, Sordariomycetes, Amphisphaeriales, Sporocadaceae. The record is from RefSeq and is a predicted model, not a curated record. The transcript has 5 exons.